ACGUCACAACCUCGAGCGCCAGUGUUUGUGUGUGUGUACUCACGAGCAGGUAGACGACGACGAAGAAGAAGACGCCAAAGAAGUUUCUGGAUUUUUUAAAUAAUAGUGCGAACUUCAUUGAGUUUAUUUUUGAUUAUUAUUUACACCAGUACGACGAAAAAACUCCCGCGUUCCUGGCGGAUCCAGCGUCAUUGGUGGAAGUAAAGAAAGGGGGAGGAGUGGAGAUACUGUGCAUGCGCUUUCUUGGCUCCACGACGUGCACGCACAGCGGGGUCGGUCGAUGCGGAGCAGCAGCAGCCCUGGCUUUGGCGUGGCUCCUCGGCCUUCCCCCUUUGCCAUCUCUGCGAUCGACGGAUAAAUAAAAACAAAAAGGAUAAAGCCGGGCGGUGCAACAGUUGUGCAAGGCCCACGUUGGCUGCACCGGAGCCGAGUCGUGAGGCGUUUGAGGAAACUGCAACUUUUCCAACUUGGAUGAGGUGAUUGCGCUCAGUGGACUGUGAUGCCUGCUACUGACGAUGAACCGGGCGGCAUCAUGGAGGACCAGCAUGUGGAGGAGGGAAGCCUGGCUAACGCGCCCCCGUCAGGUCCCCUCCCCGUGGUCCCUUCCUCUACACCCACUUUUCCCACCGCCGCGACACCAGGCUUUGGCAGCGAAGCGUCACUGGAGAGCAAGGCGGUCUCCGUGGCGCAUAGCGACGGCGUCAUGCCGCUCCACUCCCCCGCCGAGGCCAGCCCGGCCAAGCCCGGCGUAGCAUCGCCCACCACCUUGGACAGCACGGCGGAGACGGGCCCAGCUAUCUCAGCUUCGGACUCUGUAGCGUACGCCGACAGCAGCCUGGUCCACAUAACAGAAUCGGCACCGGUGUCGACCGCGCCGCCGGCUUCUGAUUUUGGUUCAACGCUCCAGACGGAUGACCAUCCUGCCGUCUUGACCUUCAGAGGUGUCAGUGUGACUCUGGAGAACGACCGUGUGUGGAAGCAGUUUUACAGCUGCGGAACCGAGAUGAUCGUCACCAAACACGGCCGCCGCAUGUUCCCCUACUGCCGCUACCGCAUGGCGGGUCUGGAUCCCAACCAGCGCUACAGCCUGGUGCUCUCCAUCAUUCCAGCAGACACGUACAGGUACCGCUGGAACUCCUCAAAGUGGGAGGUCAUUGGAUUGGCGGAGCAGCAGGCAGAGAGUCCGGUGCGGGCCUUUUGCCAUCACUACACGCCAUGCCUCGGCUCCGACUUGAUGGGCGGGCUGGUGUCCUUCUACAAGGUCAAACUGACCAACAACCCCAGGGACCUGGAGGGCCACCUCAUCCUGACGUCCAUGCGGCGCUACAUUCCCAGGCUGCACAUCAUCCCCCUUCUCAACGAGGUCACACCCCCGCUGCAGCAGCCUCUUGUCAUCGGUCCAGAGACCAUGACCUUCACCUUUUCACAGACGGAAUUCAAGGCCGUGACCACUUACCAGAACUUUAUGAUCACCCAGCUGAAAAUUAACCACAAUCCUUUUGCCAAGGGCUUCAGGGAGGACAGGGGUGACACUCCAUUGCGUGGAACGGGGACGCUGCUGCUGAACAGCGAACCUCUGGGCCUACAGCCUGAGGAACAAAUGGAAACCAAAGACGAACAUGUGGAGCAAAGCCCUCUGAGCACCAAGUCCGUGUCCCUCCCCGCUGAGCCCAUCCCCCUCAACCCCACCCCAAAGGACGAGCACAUCACCAGGUGUGUGACGGGCAGUCAAGCCUCGGGGGACCUUGUGCUCACCUCAAAACGUUCACUUGUGGAAGUCCAAGAAGAAGAUGUGGAUGAUGAUGAUAAAGUUGAUGUUGAUGAUGCUCCCCCCAGCAAGCAGCCGCACAUGGAAGUCACCCCGAAAACACAGGUGUCAUCACCAUCACCAUCGUUACCGUCAGCAUCCGUCCAGGAGUCCCUGAAAGUGCACGGCAGGAGGAGGGGGCACUGGGCGAGAUUCCGCCCAGGAUGGAAAUUCGCACCCUCCCCCGCAGAAGACCACAGGCCGUCAUUUGGCGUCGCUACGCAACCAGAGUUGGAUGAGGUGGAGGGCAUCACCUUUUUGUCAUUCCACACGAGAGAGGCCCUGGAGAGUCAUGUCAGAGCCUUUCCCGCCAAUCCGGCCUCGACAACACCGUCAGAUUCCUCAGCAACUCCCACGCAGUCCAAAAAGACGGAGGAGCUGAUCCUAGAGACGCUUGAGGAGAAGAUUUGUCGCCUGGAGGCCAUCUUACUGAAGGACCUCAAAGUUAUCAAACACAGACAGGUCAUCCACCCUGUCCUCCAGGAGGUGGGUUUGAAGUUGAGCUCCCUUGACCUCACCAAGUCCAUCGACCUGCGUUACCUGGGGGUUCGCCUGCCGCUGCCCCCCUUGGAGCUGCCAAGAGCAGACAAUGGCGGCACCUGUAUGGGCACUGACGGUGAGGGAUUGCCCUUCAUCUCCCGAACAGGAAAGACAAGUGACAUAACCAAAAUAAAGGGUUGGAAAAACAAGUUCAUUCAAAGCAAGCAAGCAAGUGAUGCAUCCCAAAAGAACCACUCAGCCUUCUGCAGCAACAUGCUGGAUGAGUACCUGGAGAGUGAAGCGCAGCAAAUCAGCGAGCGCGCCGCCGCCUUCUCCACCAGCCCCGAGGUGGCAUCGGUGGCCUAUCAGCUGCCAGAGAAAAGCUCCAGCUACGUUAAAACGCUUGACAGCGUGCUCAAGCGGCGCAAGGCCGCCCUGGGCGUCAACAGGCCGUGCCCGCGGUCCUUCAAGCCCCUCCUUUAUGCCGCCUUGAUGUCACCGGCUCCAGGGCUGGCGAAACUUGCAGCGGAAGAUGCUAGUGCUGGUUCUGAUCCACAAAGUUCUUCCAAGCAGACGUCCCCGAGCUCCAGCCUGAGCAGACCUUUGUGCGACCCACAGGUUCAGUCCAAGCUGAUGGACAUGGAGGCGGAGGCCGUCAGCCAGGGAUGGGAGAGAACGCAGGUGACGUCAAAGAGGAUGUCGGCUGCUCUGUCUGUCAUGUUGACUGAAAAGAAUUCUCGAUACAGCUGGAGUGGCCAGUGUACAUGUCAACAAACGGUGUUCAUACAGCAUCCAUCAGGUCCAGAGACCUGCAGAAAUGACCUUGAGACCUCUCCUGCUCCUCCUCCUGUUUUUGAUCAGACGCCGCACCGCCAGGCUCUGCAGAGAUCUCCCCCGCACCUGGACCACAAUGCCACAGGGCCAGAAUGUGGCCAGGAGUUCUGCAGGCUGGGCUGCGUUUGCCCCAGCCUCCAAUAUCCCAAAGCUGGCCCCCACCACUGCCGGCAGCCCGAAUGCAUGUUGGGCUGCACCUGCUACCAGCACAAAACAGCUGAAGCGACUCAGGCAAGGUCUAGUAAACUGUGGAAUCACAACAUUUUGGACAAGGAUCUCGAGCCGCUUUUUUCUCCAAAAAGCCUCAGCGCGUCCCUUCUGAAGACACCUAAAGCCUGCAGUGCUCCUCUGCUGCAAAAGAUUAAGGAAGAGGACAAGGAUCCGGUGUAUAAAUACUUGGAGAGCUUCUUGACGUGCGCCCGCGUACGGACGAUCGAUAGCGACCCGCCGGCUCAGCUCACCAUCGAGCCCAAUGGCAUCGCCACACUAAGCGAAAGCACGGCGUCCAAACAAGUGGCAGUUAAAAAACACAUCGAGAUCCAGUCGGCGUGCUGUUGGGAAAAAGACACCCAGAUGGUCCUGGAGGCCCUGUGCCAGCGCAUGAGUCAGAACAAGCUGUCCGACUCGUUCACCGUGGGACCGUAUCACAUCCACCCCAUCAUGAGGAUCUUCAUAAAGAAGCCCAGCGGAGCCGUCCUCACCUACAGGGUACACAUCGGUCGAAGUGCAAGAAUUACCUUGGGCAACAACAACAUGGAGGAGGAGGAGCAGGAGGAUGCUGAAUUCGCUAACAACAGCUGUGACGAAGAGCAGGUCCUGGCGGAGGUCGAGGGCUCGAGGCUGUUGGGAGUCACGCCCUUCCUGAGUGGCGUGAUGUCUGCUGGCGUGAUGGUCGCCAGGAUGAAACCCGUCGGUGUCCAAGAGUCUGGACUCAUAGUGGUCAACGGGAAGUCCUACAAUCAGGCGCGGCUGUUGUUGGGCAGCAUGGGCUCCCUGCACCCGGCCAACCGGCUGGCAGCGUACGUCACUGGAAGGCUGCAGCCCAGCGUGGACAUCCCUUUGAAAACCGACGGCGGACCGAAACACGACCCGGCUGCUAAACAGAGCUUAAAGGUCGCCGGCAGACUGCUUCCCCUUGUGGUCUCGGCGAAGAACAGCACUGACGUGAAGACGCACCCAUUGUUUCACUUGUUAAAAGCGCAGCGUGAAAACAAGGAGGCUGAGACUCUGCCGCAGCAAGCUCCGACCUCAUCCCUCAACCAGAGAUCAGCGCUGGGGCCCCUAGGCGCCUUCCAAAGGCCCUCAUGCUCGCCCGUCUCUCUUACAGUGUCGCCCUCGCUGAAAACUCCCAGCUUCCUGAGCCAGAGCGGGACCUACUGCUUCAGGAUCUGCCCUCCGUCCAACCCGGUCCAAGGAGACCAGAAGCAGCCGGGCAUCUCCUUGCCGGGGGGCUUCACCCUCAUUCAGCUGCCAAAGCCGGAAGCUGCGCCCACGGGGCUGCAAACGGCAGGGACCGACGAAACCUGUAAAGUGGCGGAGGAGCCGGGGGAGGUGACAAAGGCCAUUAUUGGAACGCUUUCAGGGACAGAGGGGGUCAUCCUGAUUUCUUCUUCUUCCGAAGAUGAAAGCUCCGACUCGGGCUCGUCUGACUUGAGUGACGAGAACUCCUCUGUGGACAUCGAGACUGUGGAGGAGGCCAAACAGAAAAAGGCCAUUGCCAGAUUGAAGGAAAUGGCCAAGGAGUCAGAAGGAACCAAAAUCUUGCCUCAUCGCUCUGCUGUCGAUGAUGCAUGGCUUAAAAAGCAGGAAAGCAAAGACGAUGAGGACGACGCUAGCUGUCUGCUGACCAAGAAGCGAAGGCAGCACACGGUGCUGGAGAGACAGCGGCGCUUUGAGCAGCGGGCCCUUUUCGACGGGCUCCAGGACGUCCUGGAAAAACAGGCAACCUCCAGACUGCACCUUCUCACAAUGGCUACUAAUGAGAUCCACAUGCUGACUGCCAUGGCCAACAGCCUGCUGGAGACCAAGAACCAGCUGGCUCGGAUUCAAGCGCUCCACCUGAAGAAGCUGUCUUCCUUGUCUGGGAAGUCAGAGGAACGGAUCCAAAGCAACCUGAAAAUCCUCUUCAAGAGGUUGAAGGGCAAAGGCAGCUCCAGCACAUCGGAGCCUCUCUUCAUGCCUCAGCAGCACCAGUCCACAGCUGACCCCCUCAAACUGGUGACCACCCCGCUGCCAGCGGCAACCACCCAGCCCAAACCGCCAGCGGCAACCACCCAACCCAAGCUGCAGUCACCGCCGACCCCGACCCCACUUCCAGCAGCAACCAUCCAGCCCAAACUGUCAGCGGCAACCACCCAGCCCAAGCUGCAGUCGCCUCCACCCCCACCGCCAGCCCCAGUACUGCCGCUGCCUCCUCCCCCAACCCCAUCUUUACCUGAACCAGUGCACCAACCUCACCCCCCUUCAGUUCCGCCUCCGGCAAGCAAUCCCUCCCCGCCGCCCCAAAGUGAUGCCCAACCACUGCUUCCCUCCGACCCCCCAAAGCCACCCCCUCCCCCUCAAGCGCCAUCAGAUCCUCCUCCUCCUGCCAAGGUGACCGUGACUCCACCCACGCAGCCUUUAUCGCUGCCUCUGAUUCGUUCCAAGACUGGCAGACUCAUCCUUCCCUCGUGUCUGAAGCCACCUGUCCAAGGCGUCUACACGCUCAUGUUCAGGAACCCCACCCAGGAAGGAGAGAUGGACUCCGUCCUCAGCAUACGGACGUCCAACGUGACCUCUGACAAGAACCAGGACCAAGUUUCUCCGGCAGACUCGGCGAGGCCUCAGGACGCACCCGGCCAGUCCUCGCCGAACGUCUCAUCUGGCAGCGCCGCAUCGGAUGCCGGGCAACCCAACGUGAAAACAUGUGGCGAGAAGCGGCAUCCCCUCAAAACAGAUCCCAGCCCGCCUGUCGUACAUCGACCCAGAGGUCGACCGCCGAAGCACGCCAGAAUCCCCCCGCCUGCAAAGGACAAAAAAUGUUUGGUGAGCGUGAAAACGAGAAGGAACGCCCCGCCGUGCAAACGUCCCAGGGGGAGACCUCGGAAGAAGCCACUGGUGGUGGGACACGGAGAGGACAACUUCGCCCACGUCACCGCCACCGCAGACUCCUCUGGAGGUGGCAGCGGGUCACGGCCACGAACACGGGCCUCACUGGGUAAGAACUUCCCCAGCGCCAAGAGGCGGUCCUGGAUAGACCUCGAGAUGGAGCUGGAGCCUGAAUCUGAGUCAGACUGAGUCUGCGUGGGUUGGAAUCACUACAGUGGGAAAUACAGGUCGCUAAUCAUCACCUGAUGUGCCUAAGUGUGUGUGUGUCUGUGCGUGUGUGUGUCUGUGUGAGAAUGAAUGUAAAGGACCAGAGUCACUGUGAAACACUUAAUGCUGCUUAGUUAGCUUGCGGACCGCUCUUACUUUAUCAGGUACGUAAAUUAAUCCUGCUGAAUGUUUGCAUGAUGUAUGAUUGCUCACACACACACACACACACACACACACACACACACACACACACACACUCUUUUGUUUAGGUAAAUGCCACAUGGAUUUAAGUUGACAAUAAAUGGGUGUGAAAGGUGAAAAAGCAAUUAAUGGUAAAUACUGUACUUUGUUUUAACGUAUGCUCGGCAUUAAAAUGCACUGAAUCAUUAUUUCCACACACAAACUGGGAAAAGCUGUCUUAUACAAAUGAUGAUUUUUUUUUUUUUUCCCAGUGGUUGAAUGUUGUUUUUUGGUGGAAGACGUCAACCUUUUCUGGGUUACAAGCAACACAAGAGCCACGUGUUGUAUCAAAAGGAAUAUUGUAAUUUUUUUUUUUUUUACUGUGAUUGUCACUGUUCAGUUCGUGUAGCCUUGUCAAAUAAAAAUAAUAAAACAAAAUAAUUAGGGCUGUCAAAUGAUUACAAAUUGCAAUCAAAUUAAUCAGUUUUCACACUAACUGCAUUAUUAUGAUCCAUGAGGUGUUGCGUUCAAAGACAACACGUAACGUAAUUCAUUGUAGUUUUGAGUAGAUGUAUUCUCUAAGACGUCCGAGUAAACUUGAAUACAGCAAUUUGUACUUCCGCAGUAAAACUUGGUGAGAGAAGAAUUAUGUACUUACUGUUUUUCUUUGUAUUUCUGUUUAUCUAGACCACGCAUACAUACGGAGCCACCGAGGGGACAGAAGGAAAAAAAAGAUGGGUAAAAAGAUGAAUUAUUGCGUUCACUCGUCAUCUCGCAAAAGUAUGUGACGCUACAGGACACACUUCCGGUCAUAGCUUGCCGACACAGCGAGUGGAAAUGCGUGAUUUAAUUUCCAUCUUUACCAUUUCCGCAUCCCUCACUGCACACUUGUAUAAAGUGAUAUUGUAACUACAGGAACAAUUUUUAAAUUCCGUGAUGGUUAAUCGGCUCGUCUUUUGAAAAAUAAAAUGUCAACAUCCGGUCCUAGUUAGUGUUGCUGGAAACUCUGAGUACUGCUAGUACUGCAAAGGAAAUACAUUGAUUAUCCAUACAUGGGAGUCUUUCACUUGUGUGCACUGCUUGUCUUGUCGGUAAACACUCAUAUCAGAAACUCAACCAAUGUGCUGCUUUGAAGUUUCAACGUCCUGAACACGGAAGUAGUGGACGUACAAUGCUGUUAUUGUAAACAGUUUUGCGAAAUCUAGCAAAAAUUUGUCUUUUUUUAUUUACCCAUCAAUCUUUUUUUCUGUGUCCAU
This is a messenger RNA of Dunckerocampus dactyliophorus (ringed pipefish), 7851 nucleotides long. RefSeq names its product MAX dimerization protein MGA-like (gene magl). The record is from RefSeq and is a predicted model, not a curated record. Lineage: Eukaryota; Metazoa; Chordata; Actinopteri; Syngnathiformes; Syngnathidae. The coding region runs from base 500 to 6397 and encodes 1965 amino acids. Gene Ontology annotation, biological process: cell fate specification; positive regulation of DNA-templated transcription; regulation of transcription by RNA polymerase II. The transcript has 22 exons. Gene Ontology annotation, cellular component: nucleus. Gene Ontology annotation, molecular function: RNA polymerase II cis-regulatory region sequence-specific DNA binding; DNA-binding transcription factor activity, RNA polymerase II-specific; protein dimerization activity.